Metopolophium dirhodum (rose-grain aphid) is the source of this 2396-nucleotide messenger RNA. RefSeq lists its product as uncharacterized. The coding region runs from base 425 to 2167 and encodes 580 amino acids. Gene Ontology annotation, biological process: regulation of DNA-templated transcription. Lineage: Eukaryota; Metazoa; Arthropoda; Insecta; Hemiptera; Aphididae. The transcript has 4 exons. The record is from RefSeq and is a predicted model, not a curated record. Gene Ontology annotation, cellular component: transcription regulator complex; nucleus. Gene Ontology annotation, molecular function: transcription coregulator activity; protein binding.
GGACAACGCAUUCCACUCUGCCCUGCCCACUAUGCACGGGAAUCAUAUAAGAGGAAGAAGGAACGAAGAAAGAAAAGAGAGAAAGAACUUAAAGGAGUUUAUAGGUCUAUGGCUGUGAAUCACAUUUCAAAAUUGUCAAAACCAAGUCUAUUUACUGAUUAAUCACCAAUCCACUACCGAAAAGAUUUGCUGUUCACCGGACCACAGAGUAGUAGUAUGUUUUCUGUGGUUUAUAUAUACGCAGAAUGGUCAUUUCCACUUUAAUUCACGGGCAGCGAUGAUAAUUAUUGAUGAUCUAUUAUCAUACUGUGGUUGUCGAAAUCGCCUGUAAGCACCUGUCUGUAUUGCUUUUUCUGCGGUACAUCUUCAUCGGUCAGUGGUUUUCAUCAUCGUCAGGGUCCGAGACAAUCAUUGUAAAAUCAAAAUGAAUAAUCAUGAGUCAGAUCAAGACAAUAACAAAAAACAAGAACCUCAAAUUGGUAUUGAAUUAUAUGGCAGUGUAAUUAAAAUUCCACUAUCAACCUUCAAUAAUAUUAUAGAAUGUGUAGUCACAAAAUAUAUUUUGGGAAUUCAGAAUAACAAGAAGGAUAUUAUUGGCCUAAAUGAUUUGGUAAAUAAUCAGCCUUGGAAAAAAAAAUAUAAUGAUUGUAAGACUCGUGCCACAAAUUUAAAUUUUAUUGAAAAACAGUUGGAGAGAGAUUUAAAAAUAAAUAUGUUUGCACAACCAAUGAGGUGUCUUUCUGGUUCGGUUAAGCAAUAUGUUAAAAUUACACCGAUCAUCAAAGCGAAAAUGGCCAGAGAUGCAUUUAAGAAUUCUAAGAAGAAAUAUCAAAUAUGUACUAUAUCAGAUAGUGAAGAUGAUUGCAUAAUAACUGAUACGUCGAAUAUCAAAUCAAUACAAACUAAAAAUGAUAAUAUUAUUGAUUUUAUUGAUUUAGAUAAUGAUACCCAAAACUUGGAGGUUAAAUAUAAGCCAGCUCCGAAAUCGAAAACAAAUUGUAAAUCAUAUAGUGAAGAUGAUGGCAUAGUAACUGAUACGUCAAAUAUCAAAUCAAUACAAACUAAAAAUGAUAAUAUUAUUGAUUUGAUUGAUUUAGAUGAUGAUACCCAAAACUUGGAGGUUAAAUAUAAGCCAGCUCCAAAAUCGAAAACAAAUUGUAAAUCAUAUAGUGAAGAUGAUUGCAUAAUAACUGAUACGUCAAAUAUCAAAUCAAUACAAACUAAAAAUGAUAAUAUUAUUGAUUUGAUUGAUUUAGAUGAUGAUACCCAAAACUUGGAGGUUAAAUAUAAGCCAGCUCCAAAAUCGAAAACAAAUUGUAAAUCAUAUAGUGAAGAUGAUUGCAUAAUAACUGAUAUGUCAAAUAUCAAAUCAAUACAAACUAAAAAUGAUAAUAUUAUUGAUUUGAUUGAUUUAGAUAAUGAUACCCAAAACUUGGAGGUUAAAAAUAAGCCAGCUCCGAAAUCGAAAACAAAUGUUUCUAUACCAGAUCUUAAAAGCAAUGAUAAUAAUAAAGUACUGCCAAUUAAUACUGAAGCCGGCAAAACUUUAAGUAAUGGAGAAUUUUUAUCCACCACUAUACAUAAACGGAAACCUGAGCCAAAAUCAAAGACAAUGUUUGUUAGUGAUAUGAUGGUUCCUUUUAAUGCUGAAAAUGAGGAAAUUCCUGGGAAAAAAAUGCGUUUAUAUGAGUAUAAAGUUAUUAAUAACAAGGAAUCAAACACAAUAAAUUGUAAUUCAGUAAAGAAAUUAGAAGUUCCUGAAAACUAUAACUAUAAUUUAAAGUCAUCAAAUUUAAAGUGGAUACCACCACCACCACCAUAUCUCUUAAUACCACAACAUAGUAAUAAUUCUUCAUGGAAAAACGUGCCACCAAUACCUAAUAUGACAAUCAAGGUUUCAGGAAAUAAAGUGACUUUAACUUGGGACUUGAAUUUGACUUGUGAGACGGCACAGAUCAAAAUGUAUGAACUAUUUGUAUACCAAGAGAAAGAUUCACCUCCAAACAUCUCUACGUGGAAAAAAAAGGGCAAUAUAAACGCAGAAUUGUUGCCUAUGUGUUGUGAACUAGAAGUGUUUGAUUUAGGAUAUAUUUACCAUUUUGCUCUAAGAGCGGUGGAUAUCCACAACAGAUGUGCACCUUUUGCUGUUCAAAAAACUAAGAUUUAGAAUUUCAAGUAUAAGUGUUUUAUUUUAACUUUUUAUUAUAUCUAAAAUAUUAUUAGCCAAUGAUUUAAAUAUUGUAAAAUAUUAGUUUAAAACAGUUGAUAAAUCUUUUUUUCUCAAUGAUUUAAUGAUAAGUAGGUACUUAUAUAUUUUUUAAUUGUAGGCUAUUAUCACUUUUUGGAUUUGACUGUUAACUUUUGUAUAUUGAUAUCUGGUUCAAAUAUAAUAAAUA